Menidia menidia (Atlantic silverside) is the source of this 2900-nucleotide messenger RNA. Lineage: Eukaryota; Metazoa; Chordata; Actinopteri; Atheriniformes; Atherinopsidae. The record is from the annotation of a GenBank genome assembly.
UUGGGAUCGGUGUGUGUGGGUCUUCGUCCCCCUGCUGCUGGAGGGGCGAUGGGGGCCGCGCCGGGCGCGGGCUGGGAGGAAGGCGAGUUCGAGUUCAAGCUGGUGUUUGAGGAGGACCCGGUGCGCACGGCCGAGCCGGACACCGCCGCGGCCGGGAGGGAGGAAAGCGAGGGCACCCUGCUGCAGCUGGACUCCUCCGAGAGCCGCAAUCCGGUAACAGAUAACCACCUGGCUUCCUCCCAUGCUGGACACUCAAUCAGCAUUCCCAGCCCUCCGCUGUCGUCCAAUCAGCGGGCGGGGAUGCACUCCCCGCCCCCUCGACGGGCCCCAAUCAGAGAGUUCAGCGGGACCUACGAGAGCCUCCCCGCGCGCUCUGUACAGGUUUCGGAAUCCCGCGUGGUGGAGUGCCCCAGCAUCCAGAUUACCACCAUCUCCCCCGAGGAUGACCCGGCCCCCGUCGUUCCCAGCUACUGGGACAUGGGCAGCGGCGGGGGGUGGGACAGGGAGCGGCUCUACCUCCCCCUGCUGGACCCCUUUUCCUACCGCGACAGAUGCCCCGGCUCCCUGAGCCCCAGCCCGGCCUCCAGCCCGUCCUCCCGCGGCUGGCUCAGCCCGGCCUCCAGCUGCGACUCCCUGCUGGUGGAGGAGGAGGAGCUCAGCGAGGCCGCCAUGGGCUUCGGUUUCUCGCCGUCCUCGCGGCCCACUUCGCCCGGAGGCAAGAAGCGCAGGAACUCCCCGCUGGCCUCGCCCUGCGCCUCCCGGAGGGGCAGCUACUCGGACGAACUGCACGGCUGCGGCCUGGAGGGCGGCGAAUCAUCCGCCCCGCAGUCACAAGCUCCGCCCAGCAGCUGUGAGCUCAGCAUCCCUCAAAAAACCAGAAAAACGUCACUGGAACAGUUGUCUCCCAGGGAGGUGGAUCCGGAGCAGGCUCCAGGCCACGGCUCCCCCUGCCCGCUGCCAGAGACCCUGCAGACCAGGAGGGAGCUCCCCUCUCAGGGCAUGGACUACCUCUCCGUGCCCCCGGCUCUGGCCUGGGGCCGAACCAGAGCCAGCGCCCACAGCCCUCUGUUCAGGUCCAACGCCCUGCCCCCCCUCGACUGGCCGCUGCCCUCCCAGUUUGAGCAGUACGAGCUGCGCAUCGAGGUGCAGCCCCGCCCACACCACCGCGCCCACUACGAGACGGAGGGCAGCCGAGGAGCCGUCAAAGCCGCCCCGACAGGCCACCCCGUGGUUAAGCUGUGUGGAUACACGGAGAGGAAGCCGCUCUCGCUGCAGGUUUUCGUGGGAACGGCUGACGACCGCUCCAUCCGGCCGCAUCCUUUCUACCAGAUACACAGGGUGACGGGAAAGAUGGUCGGCACUGCCAGUCACGAGAGCGUCCAGGCAGGGACCAAGCUGCUGGACAUCCCCCUCAACCCCGAAAACAGCAUGACCGCUCUCAUCGACUGCGCGGGCAUUCUGAAACUGAGGAACUCCGACAUCGAGCUGAGGAAAGGGGAGACGGACGUCGGGAGGAAAAACACUCGUGUCCGGCUGGUGUUCCGCACCCACCUGGCUCUGGCGCCCCCUGCGGCCCCCCCCGGGCGGGUCUUGGCUCUUCAGGUGGCCUCUCUGCCCAUCGAAUGCUCCCAGCGCUCGGCUCAGGAGCUGCCCGUCAUCGAGUCCGUCAGUCUCACGUCCUGCUCUGUGGAGGGGGGAGAGGAGCUACUGCUGGGCGGUAACAACUUCCUGCCAAUCUCCAGAGUCCUUUUCAUGGAGAGAGGAACAGAUGGUAAAUUACAGUGGGAGGAGGAGGCUCACGUCGACCGCGAAAGCAGCAAUGAGGGUCUGUUGUGUGUGCGGGUCCCAGCCUACAGCGACCUCUCCAUCAGUCGGCCGGUGUCCGUCAGCCUGUACGUCUCUAACGGGAAGAGAAAACGAAGCAGCACCCACUGCUUCAAGUACCUGCCUGUUAUGUUCAAAGAGGAGGAUCCCCUGCUGCACCGGUCCUCUGCGGCCCCCCUAGACGGGGGGACGAUGUGUCCGGUGGGGGCUCCACCCAGGAUGGACCGAGGCUUCCAAAUGUCCGAUGAGCGGGGCCUUGGUUUCCACCUGCCCCCCUACCCCUCCGCCUACUCCCCCCCCUGCCCGCCCAUGAGCUACCACGAGGAGUUCUGCUCCAAACCCGACUCGGCUGUGGAGGAGCCGGCCGGGUCUGAGCGCCACCCCAGUUUCGAGAACCUGGAGCUGGGUUUCACCGAGCUCCUCCCCCCUCUGUACCCCCGCGGCCCACAGCCUCCCUCCCCCUCUCCUUCCCCAUGGCUGGACUCUCCAUACCUAUCCUCCUCCCCCUCCCCCUCCCACUCCUCCUCUCUCAGCCCGUUCCCCACUGGAAGCCCCAUCUCAAACUCGCCUCUGCCCCCCAUCACCACCUCGCCGUAUCCGCAGUACUCUGCUUUCCCUCAGGAGGUGUGUCCCUCCCCCCCAUCCAACCCCUAUCAGGACAUCUGCUCGGCACCUUACUCCUACUACGAGGGCUGGGACCCCCAGGGGAGGGUGCUGGGUGCGGGUCACGGAGGAGAAGGGGAUGCUAAGAUCCAGGAGUGCCCUCUGGAGUUUACCAGCUCUGCCUCUAUGCACCACAUUACCUUUGAAGAAGUGUCCGAGUUCAUCGGAGAAGACAUCCAGUCGUACCAGGGAGGCUCACAAAUGAACAACCAGCCCAACUGAGCUCCGAUUACCCCAAUUUGAUAUUCAGCAUCUUUAUAAAUUCCUUGUGCACUUGGUAUGAAGAUGUUUUGCAGCAGUUAUUGUAACAUUGACAAGAGACACUGUUGUUAUUUCGCCCAGAGGUAACUGUUUUAUAAAGGGAAUUUAAUGUUUUUAACAUGUCUUCAAUAUAAAUUAUACAAGAAACAGUG